AUGGUCGGGAGUCUGCUUCAGUAUAUGGGAGAGCCUGGCCGAAAAAUCUCUACUGAAGCAUUUGGGACUCCCUGGAACGGCGACAAACACUUCGCAGCUUUCUCCUAUCGCCUCCCUCUCACGGACAACAUAGCCAACCAACUUCCAAUCUAUAAGCCAGAAGGGUAUGAUCCGACCCACUACGAACUGGAUCGACGAAAAUAUAAGGCCGGAGGCACAUUGAACACUCCCAAGGUUAGGCUUCCCGGUGGGAAGACCGAUCUACUCGGGUCAGAAGCACCCCUUGCCACCGAUUUACUGGGUAUGAACGAUGACUGGGCUCUCGGAUCGCAAGUCGCGCGACAAGAAAUUUUGAAAGAUACAGCAACUUUCACAAAAGGUCUCUUGUACUUCUUUACCAGCGAUGAAUCCCUUCCGGGGAGUGCACCGUCUCAUGAGAGAACAGAACUCAUGUUCUGUGCCAGCUAA
Exophiala aquamarina CBS 119918 is the source of this 468-nucleotide messenger RNA. RefSeq lists its product as uncharacterized. Bases 1 to 468 code for a protein of 155 amino acids. Lineage: Eukaryota; Fungi; Ascomycota; Eurotiomycetes; Chaetothyriales; Herpotrichiellaceae. The record is from RefSeq and is a predicted model, not a curated record. The transcript has 2 exons.